Molecule: messenger RNA, 2180 nt
Organism: Glossina fuscipes
Lineage: Eukaryota; Metazoa; Arthropoda; Insecta; Diptera; Glossinidae
Product: neuferricin homolog
Exons: 1
Coding region: 8-826 (272 amino acids)
Cellular component (GO): membrane; endomembrane system
Source: RefSeq, a predicted model, not a curated record
UUGUAAAAUGAUGACGGUAUUCCGGAGACAUUUUCUCAAAUUACAAUUUAUUUUAGUUAUUACGGCGGUCAUUCUGGGAGUUUAUUACCCAAAAAUAUGGGAGCAAAUACGUUCGAUUAAUUUCGGAAAGAAAAAGACAUCCAACGGGAAUUUAUCAGCUGAAAAUUAUAGUGACUUACUCCUCACUAAGGAACAGCUAAAUGAGUUUAAUGGUGUAGGUGGACAGCCUAUUUAUUUAGCUCUCUUAGGACGGGUGUACGAUGUAACGCGGGGUGAAAAACAUUAUGGUCCAGGAUGCGCUUAUCAUUUUUUUGCCGGAAGAGAUGCAUCCGUUGCAUUCAUAACGGGAGAAUUUAAAAAUUAUAUAGAAGAUGAAGCGGAUAAUGUCCUGGCAUUAAAAUCUCCGGCAAUUUUGUCCCUAAUUAAUUGGGAAAAAUUUUAUAAAAGCGACUACAUCUACAUAGGUAAAGUAAUUGGCAGAUUUUACGAUGAAUCUGGUCAUCCCACAAAAUAUGAACACAAAUUCAGAGCAAUGGCAGAGGAAGCCGAAUUCGAUAAAUUUAAUGAACAAAAACUGAAAGAUAAAUAUCCAGAUUGCAAUAUUGAAUGGUCAAUAGAAAAAGGAUCUCAUGUCUGGUGCACUGAAUCGAGUGGCGGUAAAGAGCGCAACUGGAUUGGUUAUCCUCGCAAACUCUAUGAUAACGGGAAUGAGAAUUUUAGGUGUGCUUGCGUUAAAAAAGAAUACCUAGACACAAAGGAAGUGGUAAUAACACCUUACGACAAUUGUGAACGUGAAUCCCAAGAAUGUUAUUAUCAUGUUAAUUAAAUUUAUGAGUAAAAGUUAUAUUAAAUUGUACUUAAAACUAUAUCACAAUUAUGCAAUAACUGGUGCGACGUGUGGCGUGAGACAAAAAUGUAGAUUAGUUAACGAAAUAAUCAAUAUUUUUAGCAUAUAGUAAAACAGCGUUGCGAUUUUGUGAUCUAGUCACAAAAUAAGAUUUUUAGAUAAAUUUUAAAAUUUAUACAAUAUUUUAUAUUAAACAAUUUUUUACGAAUACCCUAAUAUAUUUAAAUGUAAAAACAUCGUUAAGUGUUUUCAAAAUAAAAAUGUUACCUUCCAAGAAGUAUGACUUGUUAUUGGUAUGGUAUUAUUAAUUCGUUUGCACUCAAUACCAAAAAUGAAGAAGUCGCAGUUACAACCUAUAUAAUCAAACAUAGGAUAAUUAAACUUUUAAAAAAUGGAUCUAUAAAAAGUUUUACAUACGCACAUUAUUAGAAGUAAUUAAACUGCUCAUCUGCCUGUGUAUUAUAUAUGUGCUUGCUUAUAUUAACAUAAUUUAUUUGUAAUUUACAAUAAUUCAUGUAUGCGAAAUAGAGGAACAGCUACAAUUGCUUUCAUCGCUUUUUCCAACAUACUUACCAACUGAAGUGCCACAUUUUCGAUAAGACAAUAUCCUUGGAUCGCAUAUGAUAUUCCACACUGCACCAAGUUGGAACAAGCAAUCGUUCUUUGAAUCAGUUUAGAUCUUUAGAUGCAAAAACUUUAUAAAUCUUAAUUAUCCGGUACUUAUCGCGAAUUUGAUGCAUUCUAAAUGAAUGUAACCCUGUACCGUCGUUUGGAAAGGUUAUUUUUUUAUUUUAUAUAGUUUGUAUGUUUUUAUUUAUUUAUUCUUUUUUUUAUAUCAUGAAAAUUGAAAAAUUUUAUGUUUGCUUUGUUCUAUUGAAUAAAAUUUUACUGUCAAUGUCCGAUAAGGUUGCACAGUAAAGUCAAGGCUUCGAGUUAAUUCAUAACCAACGAUAAAACAUAGAUUUAUUGCAGUGGACUGAAAAGGCCAAUUGGCUCCAAAGAAGGCGAAAGCAGUUCUAUCUGUCGACAAUGUCUAAGCGUCUACUUUUUGGGACAAUUUGCUUAUUUGAAGCAAUCAAGUAUAAUUAUUAAUAUGUCUUUUUUUUAUUACUCAAUCUGUCUGACAAUUCAGUGAAAUCCAACUUUUUCUUUUUUUACUACUUGGCAGUUAAAAUUUUUUUUUUUUUUUUUUUUACAUCAUUUAAAAAUGUUCUCCUUUAAGAUAUGUAGCGCAUUUUUUUUUUCGUUGCUUCCCUAAGAUAGGUAAAUGAAAGAUGAAAGAUUAUUGAUUUCAAUUUCCGUUUUUUUAAAUUAACAAAAAUUUAAAAAAACU